CCUCUGCUCAAGUAUGUUUGCAUGGAGUUUGUAUUGUUGAUUUCAUGUACAGAAAACACUUAUAACUUUGCUAUUCACAGACAAUCGCGAUAAUCAAUCAUGGGGAGUGCACUGUCGAAAUGUGUCGCUGUUGAUUUGUGCGUUCAGUGGGUCGGGUGGAUGUUCGCGUCUGCUCUGAAAACGGAAAAGUUUUAUGAUAUAGCAGGGUCUGGUACCUUCAUAUUACUUGCCCACCUGAGCCGGAGAUGGGGUGGCACAAGUUAUCUGAGGCAGAAUGUUCAGACUGGCCUUGUCACUGCAUGGGGACUCAGACUCGGAAUGUUCCUCUUCCGGCGGAUACUGAAGGACGGACAGGACAGCAGGUUCAGCAAUGUCAGAGAUAGCCCAGGGACGUUCUUUGUGUUCUGGACCCUGCAAGCUGUGUGGGUGUUUAUCACCCUCCUACCCACCAUAAUUGUGAACACGCAGUGCAGAGAUGAGCCCUUGUGUCUCCGGGACUAUACUGGCUGGGGAAUGUGGGCUCUGGGCUUUGCCAUAGAGGCCAUCGCUGACCAGCAGAAAUGGAAUUUUAAGAAGGACCCUGAUAAUGUUGGUAGGUUUAUCCGGCACGGGCUGUGGGCAUACAGCAGACACCCAAACUACCUGGGGGAGAUCCUGCAGUGGUCGGGUCUGUUCCUGUCUGCGUCCACGGUCAUGCAGGGCCCUCAGUACCUGAGCAUAGUUUCACCUCUCUUUGUGUGGUUCCUGCUCAGGCACAUCUCUGGGAUUCCCAUCCUGGAGAAACAGGCCAUGGCGAGGUGGGGAGCAGAGGUUGAGUUCCAGAGCUACGUCAGGAACACGCCACUCCUCUGGCCUUUCCCUGGCUUCUGAAGCCUCCUCUUGAGGCUAAUGUGUUUCAGACACUGCAUUUAAUUAUAACUUCUAUAGACUUUUGGGGGAGGGGGUAUAUAAUUCAAUAAAUGAUCAGGUAAAUUAAUAACCAAGAUGCUGAACAUCAUAAUCCAAAUUACGUUGUAGUGUAUCAAUAUGCACUGGUGAAUAUUAACCACAGCAGACACUGGUCUGCAGGUUUAUGGCCCGGGCCGUCACAAGAGGUGUCUGCAGGAUUUCGUUCCAUCCCAGCUUUAGUCAGUACACUUAUAACUCAUUUCUUUAAAUUCAGAGACCAGCUCAUUCAACACAUGGAAUAAGGUGUGAUGCUGCUCGACUGAAAUGAAAGCCUGCCACAUCAGCCCAUUAAAGAGAAGACGAAACACCCUUUUUUGGUGACCAGCUCUGAAUUCCCAGUGUUGUCAUUUCUAUAAAUGCUUUAUCAUCAGUUUGAUUCUUUUGACUAGCCUUUUUAAAAUCUGAGCCAUGACCCAAUAAAAUCUUUAAAAGUGUGGUAUUCUGGUUUUUAAGUGUAGAUAAAAAAAAUAAAUAAAAAAUUGUUGGGCUUUGGUGAAGUUCCUUUUCCUACAAUAAAGCAGCAAUGAGACAGUAACUUCAAUACAGGGUAGUUUGCUGUUUACCAGAGAAAAUCACAAGGUACACCUGUUCUCACCAAUUUUACUGAAAAUAAAAGUGAGCUCUCAUUAUACAUGUAUCGUUUUCUCACAUGCAACCGUAAAUAUUCCUGCACUCACAUCAAAGUACAAAACAGACAUACUAGAGCUGAAUAUUUUACAAAAAUCAGAGUAGAUAUUGCAACAUAAUGUCCUCAAUGUUGAACUUAAAGGAUCAAAGGCUUUACAGCUGUGAUGAGCUUUAGUGUAUGGAGCCACUGCUGGCUGAUCCUGCCCAGAGUGAUCCAACCAGGCAAUACUGGAGACUCACUGAUCUGAGAUCAGAGUGCAUUUGGCAGUCUGCAUGAAAAAUAGUCCACUGUGUUCAGGAUGUAAUGUAAUAUCUAUACUUACAGAGUAGGCAGCGCCAAGAAAGGAGCUACACACAGCGCAUGUACGAAUAAAUAAAUCAACAUCAAGGAGAAAAAGCUAGAUCACACUGUUUUGAUAGUUUGACUAAUCUAAGAGUACUGUAUGUAAAAUCAUGUAUACCAUUUGAUUAAAAACAAAUAAAUGAAAUACAUACAUCUAUGGAAUACAGACAUUUGCAAGAUCUGAAUAUCUACUGUUAAACCUAAGAAAAUUGAAAGUCUUUGCACACAAAUACUGUGUUUCAGCUGUGUUAACAGGUCAGAUCCAUAAUAAUGGAGCCUCUUUCAGGGUUCCCUCCCCCGCAUCAAAACCAUUACAAAACCACGUCUCUUAAUUGCACCUUAAGGGAAUAGUAUGGGACCUCAUCUAGCUCAUUAAGAAGUUCCACUGUGCUCCUUCACAUGUACUCUGCUCAUACCUGAAAAUCCAAACAAUGCAAAGGGUGCAGACUGUGGCGAGCUGCCACAGGCAUGGUGACAUGCUUGAGAAAUGUUCAAACAUUUAUUUGAACAAAAUCACCCAAAUUUGAACAAAAUAACCCUGUUGCUUCUGUUAAACAAAAAAAAAAAAAA
Molecule: messenger RNA, 2488 nt
Organism: Electrophorus electricus (electric eel)
Lineage: Eukaryota; Metazoa; Chordata; Actinopteri; Gymnotiformes; Gymnotidae
Cellular component (GO): membrane
Source: RefSeq, a predicted model, not a curated record